This is a messenger RNA of Aedes albopictus (Asian tiger mosquito), 1747 nucleotides long. RefSeq names its product trypsin-like. NCBI's taxonomy places the organism in Eukaryota, Metazoa, Arthropoda, Insecta, Diptera, Culicidae. The coding region runs from base 45 to 899 and encodes 284 amino acids. The record is from RefSeq and is a predicted model, not a curated record. Gene Ontology annotation, biological process: proteolysis. The transcript has a single exon. Gene Ontology annotation, molecular function: serine-type endopeptidase activity.
UUUACCAAUUAUUUGCCAUCUAAGCGUCGCAGUGUUCAUGAAUAAUGAGACUGUUUUGCUGCAAAUUACUUCUAAUACUUUUGGUGGUAGUAUCCAUCUCAGCCGAGAGCAACAUAUUCAGCAAUGGAACAGAACAUCAUCGCACGAAAAGGAUCGUCAAUGGGUGGAAAAUUCAAAUUUCCAAGGUUCCGUACCAGGUGGCAAUAGUAUUUCGCAGUUACAUUGUGUGCGGUGGAUCGAUAAUUGCUCCGACGUGGGUUCUGACGGCAGCCCAUUGCUUCUACGAUCACCAGGAAGUUGUGCCAGAGUUGAAAGUACGAGCUGGAUCCGACCGGCGACACAUUGGUGGCGAGCUUCGUCGUAUUCGGUGGCAGACAAUUCACCCGCAAUAUUCGCCGAAAACGUUGCUCUACGAUAUUGCCUUGGUCAACGUAGAUUCUGCUUUUGCGUUGAACCAAGACGUAGUGUGCAUCAGAAUGGCACCCCAGGGAUACUUCCCAAUGGCGGGCAAAAUGGCGCUCGUUUCCGGAUGGGGCUUGGAAAAUCCCAAUGCUGACAAAAAGGAUCCCAGCAACUUCCCGAUUCGUUUGAAUUACGCUCUCCUGCCAAUCAUGGAGUUCCCGCUGUGCCAGCAGAUGUACCAGAAACAUACUUUGUCCGAACAUACUCAAAUUUGCGCAGGAUAUCCCCAGGGCGGACGAGAUGCUUGUGUUGGUGACUCCGGCGGACCAGUUGUUAUAAACCAGUACCAGGUGGGGAUAGUGUCGUGGGGUAUUUCGUGUGCACAGCCCAACAAACCGGGGAUGUACACCAACGUGGGGAGCUUUAGAGAUUGGAUCUAUGAGAUCAUGACGAGUAAAACAAGGAAAGGUGCAUUAGAGUGUAUUCGGUAUUUAUAGAAGUGAGAAUAAUCACUAAGUGCUAUGAAUAGAAAGUUUAAUCAAAGAUUCUCCCAUCAACUUUCGCCUCGAAAAUUUGGAGAUAUGGUAUUUUCAACUUCUACUGUUGUAAAGUUGUUUUUUUGAAUAAUUAAUCAGCUUCGCGAUGAGCUAAUUAUGAUCAUUAGCAUGAACUAAAGCCGAUUUGUAUUUAUGAGUUUUACUGACUGUGACUGAAGAACGUCAUAAGUAUGCAGUCAUUAUGAUACCAAUACAUUAAUUAACAUGCAUGCUUUUAUCCGAGGAGAAGGAUGAUGAAAACAUAAAAAAAAAUCAUCACUGACCUUCACCACUGCACUAAUGGGAUGGGAUCCCUGUGAGAAUGUUUCAUUUACAAGCCAGUGCUGAUUAAUUUCUAGGGUUCGGUUGAAUUUACUGUACAUUUGGGGUGAUUUGGCCAUUUUAUUUUUACCGAUUGUAAAGGCGUGGGUAUUCAACAUGACCAUGCUGAGGGUGACGGGUUCGAUUCCCGGUCGGCCCAGGAACUUUUCGUAAUGGAAAUUUCCUUGACUUCCUACGGCAUAGAGUCUCUUCGUGUCUCAACACGAUAUACACAUGUAAAAUGGCCAUUGGCAGAAGUAUUUGUUUCAUUCUAUUUUUUUCCUUAUUGUUAUAAAGGAUGAUGUAUUUAAUAUGUUGAAUGUUUUUUGACUCAUGUUUUGGUAAACAGGGAAAAAACUGAUAGUAGAAUACAAAUCAGAAGAAGAUGGCUCAUGCUAAAAAUUUGAUCGAUUGAUUACCACUUUUCAGCUUGAAUCUUCACCUUAAUAAGAUGAAUAUGGAAAUACAGCACUUUGCUUACAAGGUCA